AUGGAUUCGGCACGAAGUUGGCUUCAGAAGCUUCAACCGCGCGAUAAGCUGAGGAGCUCGACUAGGAAGAAGGAGCCUUGCAGUGGAGGCGAGGACGAUUCGAAUACGGAUGAGGAAGCGCUUUCCAAUGUCACCAAGCAGAAGGCUGCAGCGGCCAAGCAGUAUAUUGAGAACCAUUACAAGGAACAGAUGAAGAACCUCCAGGAGAGGAAGGAAAGACGAAAUAUGUUAGAAAAAAAGUUGGCUGAUGCUGAUGUCUCCGAGGAAGAUCAAAACAACCUUCUUAAGUUCUUGGAGAAGAAAGAAACUGAAUACAUGCGCCUUCAGAGGCAUAAAAUGGGUGUUGAUGAUUUUGAGUUGUUGACUAUGAUUGGCAAGGGUGCAUUUGGUGAGGUUCGUGUCUGCAGGGAAAAGACAACAGGUUCUGUUUAUGCCAUGAAAAAGCUCAAGAAAUCAGAGAUGCUUCGUAGAGGCCAGGUUGAGCAUGUCAAAGCUGAAAGGAAUUUGCUUGCUGAGGUGGACAGCAAUUGCAUUGUGAAGCUGUACUGUUCUUUUCAAGAUGAUGAGUUUCUUUAUCUUAUAAUGGAAUACUUACCUGGAGGAGAUAUGAUGACUUUGCUUAUGAGAAAGGAUAUUUUGACAGAAGAUGAAGCUAGAUUUUAUGUUGCCGAAACAGUUUUGGCUAUUGAGUCUAUCCAUAAACACAAUUACAUUCACAGGGAUAUCAAGCCUGACAAUUUACUACUUGAUAGAUAUGGACACUUAAGACUGUCAGAUUUUGGGUUGUGUAAACCUUUAGACUGCAGUACAAUCCGAGAAGACUUUUCAAUAGCACCCAAUGUUAAUGGUGGUCCACAGAAUGAUGAACGCCCUGCAGCUCCAAAACGAACACAACAAGAGCAACUGCAACAUUGGCAGAAGAAUAGGAGAAUGCUUGCUUAUUCCACUGUUGGUACACCUGACUAUAUUGCUCCAGAAGUUCUUUUGAAAAAAGGUUAUGGGAUGGAAUGCGAUUGGUGGUCACUUGGUGCCAUUAUGUAUGAAAUGCUUGUGGGUUACCCACCCUUCUAUUCUGAUGAUCCGAUGUCAACAUGCAGGAAGAUUGUAAACUGGAGAACUCAUUUGAAGUUUCCAGAAGAAGCAAAGCUAUCUCCAGAGGCAAAAGAUCUUAUCAGUAAACUCUUGUGUAAUGUCAACCAAAGGUUGGGAACAAACGGGGCAGAUGAAAUAAAGGUUCAUCCUUGGUUCAAUGGUACUGAAUGGGAGAAGCUUUAUCAAAUGGAUGCUGCAUUUAUUCCUGAGGUCAAUGAUGAUUUGGAUACUCAAAAUUUUGAAAAGUUCGAAGAGUCUGACUCCCAAACUCAGAGUUCAUCCAAAACUGGUCCCUGGAGAAAGAUGCUCUCCUCUAAGGACAUUAAUUUUGUGGGCUACACGUAUAAAAACUUCGAAAUCGUUAACGAUUAUCAAGUGCCUGGGAUGGCCUCGUUGAAGAAGAAAAGCACCAAACCAAAGAGACCGUCUGUAAAAACACUAUUUGAUGAAGAGUCAGAGACAUCGGAGACAUCAGAGAUAUCUGACAGCGGAAGCAGUCAUCCUGUGCAAGGGAGCUUUUUGAACCUCUUGCCUCCCCAGUUAGAAGUAUCUCAACACCGGGACGGCUCUCUCUGA
Prunus armeniaca (apricot) is the source of this 1668-nucleotide messenger RNA. NCBI's taxonomy places the organism in Eukaryota, Viridiplantae, Streptophyta, Magnoliopsida, Rosales, Rosaceae. The record is from the annotation of a GenBank genome assembly.